AUGAUUCUCUCCAGCCUGCUGUCGCUGGCGGCUCUGUCGCUGCUGGCCUCGUCUGCCGCCGGUGAGGUGCUCGAGAGGCUUCGCGCGACGCCGUCAGGCUGGCGAUUCUCGCGCGCUGCCCGCGACGACCAGCCCAUCCGCCUGCAGAUCGCGCUGCAGCAGCACGACGUCGACGCCUUCGAGCAGGCCGUGCUCGACAUGUCGACGCCUGGCCAUCCGCGCUACGGCCGGCACUUCCAGUCGCACGACGAGAUGAAGCGCCUGCUGCUGCCGUCCGACGAGGCCGUCGACGCUGUCGUCGCCUGGCUGCAGCGCGCCGGCGUCCGCGAUAUCGAGCAGGACGCCGACUGGAUCAACUUCCGCACGACUGUCGGCGUCGCCAACAGACUGCUCGACACGCAGUUCGGCUGGUAUGUCAGCGACGAGACGCAUGUUCGCCGCCUGCGCACCCUCGAGUACUCCGUGCCCGACGAACUGGCCCAGCACAUCUACAUGAUCCAGCCGACCACGCGCUUCGGCCACGUCCGCCCGGAGCGCAAGAACUCGCAUCCCAAACCCCUGCCUGGAGAGGCCCAUCGCGCGCUGAAGGCGGCUCGUCUGGGCGCGGGCUUCAACGAGUCGCUCGCCUGCCAGGAGAUCGUCACGCCGUCGUGCCUCAAGAACCUCUACCACAUCGGCAACUACUCUGCCAACCCGCACAGUGGCAGCAAGGUCGCCUUCGCGAGCUACCUGGACGAGUACGCGCGCUACGCCGACCUGGCCCUCUUCCAGGGCUAUCUGGCGCCGUGGGCCCAGGGCCAGAACUUCUCCGUCGUGCAGUUCAACGGCGGCCGCAACGACCAGAACUCGUCCGCCGACAGCAGCGAGGCCAACCUCGACCUGCAGUACAUCCUGAGCCUGAGCUCGCCGCUUCCUGUCACCGAGUACUCGACCGGCGGCCUGGGCUAUCUUGUCCCGGACAUCAACGAGCCCACCGCCGCCGACAACCAGAACGAGCCGUACCUGAACUUCCUGCAGGACAUCCUCAAGCUGCCGCAGAAGGACCUGCCGCAGGUUAUCUUGACCUCGUACGGCGAAGACGAGCAGAGCGUUCCCGAACGCUACGCCCGCACCGUGUGCAACCUGUUUGCGCAGCUGGGCAGCCGCGGCGUGACGGUGCUUUUCUCGUCCGGCGACUCGGGCGUGGGCACAGGCUGCGUGUCCAACGACGGCAAGAACCAGACGCAAUUCCUGCCGCAGUUCCCGGCGUCGUGUCCGUGGGUGACGUCCGUGGGCGCGACGCAGGGCCAGCAGGAGAGGGCAGCGACCUUCUCGUCCGGAGGCUUCUCGAACCUGUGGCCGCGGCCAGACUACCAGAAGGACGCUGUCGACGCGUAUCUGGCCAAACUGGGCGACCAGUGGAAGGGUCUGUACAACGAGUCCGGCCGCGGAUUCCCGGACGUCGCCGCGCAGGGCGUCAACUACGCCGUAUACGACAAGGGCAUGCUGACGAUGCUGGAGGGCACGUCGGCCGCGUCGCCGACAUUUGCGGCCAUCGUGGCGCUGCUGAACGACGCCCGGCUGCGCGCGGGCCAGCCGGUACUGGGCUUCCUGAACCCGCUGAUCUACAGCAAGGGCUACAAGGCGCUGAACGACAUUACUCACGGCGGCAGCGACGGCUGCAAUGGACAGAGCCGCUUCGGGGGCGGCACGCUCGAGGGCGGCGCCGUCAUUCCGGGGGCGAGCUGGAACGCGACUGAGGGAUGGGAUCCGGUGACGGGGUACGGCCGUAUCUCUGAUAAAUCUGAAUAUUCAGAAUCAACAGCUCGUGGGAACGAUAUCGAACAAAACAGACGACUCGCCUAUCCAAUUCUAUUUCAGUAG
This is a messenger RNA of Rasamsonia emersonii CBS 393.64, 1863 nucleotides long. Its product is annotated as Tripeptide aminopeptidase. The transcript has 4 exons. NCBI's taxonomy places the organism in Eukaryota, Fungi, Ascomycota, Eurotiomycetes, Eurotiales, Trichocomaceae. Gene Ontology annotation, molecular function: serine-type endopeptidase activity; tripeptidyl-peptidase activity. The record is from RefSeq and is a predicted model, not a curated record. The coding region runs from base 1 to 1863 and encodes 620 amino acids. Gene Ontology annotation, biological process: proteolysis.